AUGUCAUCGUCGCGCGUCGCCGUGAUCGGCGCGGGGGCAGCCGGCCUGGUGGCGGCGCGCGAGCUGCGGCGCGAGGGCCACGCGCCUGUCGUCUUCGAGCGCGCAGCCGGCGUGGGCGGCACCUGGCGCUACGACGACGCGGCCUCGGCGGACCCGCUCGGUGCCGGUGGCGUCCACGGGAGCCUCUACGCGUCCCUCCGCACCAACCUGCCCCGCGAGUGCAUGGGCUUCCUCGACUUCCCCUUCGUCGCCGAUGAGGGCUCCGUUGACCCGCGCAGGUUCCCCGGGCACCAGGAGGUGCUCGGGUACCUCGAGGCGUUCGCGCGGCGGUUCGAUCUCCUCAGGCUGGUCCGGCUCCAGACGGAGGUGGUCGGCGUCCGCCGCAGCUGUGACGAAGCAGGCGCCGCGGGCUGGAGUGUGUCGUAUUGCUCGAGGAAGCUCGCCGGCGCCGGAAGCGACCUAGAGGGGGAGCAGUCAGAGGUGUUCGACGCCGUCGUCGUCUGCAACGGCCACUUCGCCGAGCCUCGCCUGGCGGACAUUGCCGGCAUAGGCGGCUGGCCCGGGAAGCAGAUGCACAGCCACAGCUACCGUGUGCCCGACCCGUUCCACGGCCAAGUCGUGGUGAUCAUAGGAUACAACCCCAGCGGGAUGGACAUCUCGCGGGACAUUGCUGGCGUCGCCAAAGAGGUCCACGUCGCCAUUCGGUCAGCACCUGCUGAGAUGCAGAGUGCUACUGCCCAUGCCAACUUGUGGCUACAUCCCAUGAUUGAAUUUGCCGAGGAAGAUGGCAGCGUGGUGUUCCGGGAUGGCAGCCGGGUAAAGGCAGACGCAAUCGUACACUGCACUGGGUACAAGUAUAGGUUCCCGUUCCUGGAGGAGGAGGAUGGUAUAGUGAGCGUGGACGACGCUCGUGUGGGUCCGCUCUACAAGCACGUGUUCCCGCCACACCUGGCCCCUCACAUCUCCUUCAUCGGAUUGCCAUUCAAGUCGAUCCUUUUUCCAGUGUUCCGACUCCAGAGCAACUGGGUGGCGGGAGCACUGUCAGGAAGGAUUGAGCUCCCGUCGCCGGAGGAGAUGAUGCUGGAUGUCACGGCAUUUUACUCAAACAUGGAAGUCCGCGGAUGGCCCAAAAAAUUCACCCACAACCUGGGAGUGGAAGCAUGGACGUUUGAGUAUGAGGACUGGCUCUCAGAGCAGUGCGGUCUGAAGAAGAUGGAGGAGUGGAGGAGGGUGAUAUACGCCGCGGGGAGAGCGAGGGUGUCGGUCCGGCCAGAGAGCUACCGCGACGAGUGGGACGACAACCAACUGCUGGCCCAAGCACACCUUGAUUUAUCUAAGUAUAUCUCUGAUGUCACCUCGUCGAUGGCUACUUAUGAUGUAGCUUCUGUCGACCUCUCGUCCCUUCGAGCACAUGCGAUAAAAGAGAUCAGAUGA
Molecule: messenger RNA, 1434 nt
Organism: Triticum turgidum subsp. durum (durum wheat)
Lineage: Eukaryota; Viridiplantae; Streptophyta; Magnoliopsida; Poales; Poaceae
Source: the annotation of a GenBank genome assembly